UCGGGAGGAGCUAGUUCCCUGCUAACGCGAUCACUAGCUUCGGGGAGGAGCUAGUUCCCUGCUAACGUGAACACUAGCUUCGGGGAGGAGCUAGUUCCCUGCUAACGUUGGCUCGAUUCAGGGGUCAACAGAGAAGGAAACGGCCCCACCCCUCAGUCCACCAUGGCGGACAUCAAGAACUUCCUGUAUGCCUGGUGCGGGAAAAAGAAGCUGACUCCCACCUAUGACAUCCGAGCAGCGGGGAACAAAAACAGGCAGAAGUUUAUGUGUGAGGUGAGAGUUGAAGGAUUCAACUACAUCGGGAUGGGAAACUCCACAAACAAGAAGGACGCUCAGACCAACGCUGCCAGGGACUUUGUCAACUACCUGGUGCGAAUCGGGGAAAUGAGCGCAGCAGAGGUCCCGUCUGUGGGGGUGAGCGCUCCGGUCUGUGAUGAGCCAGAUGGCGGAGGAAACGGCGCCUUCGGAGCCCUCCCCUCCAGUGGACCGCUGCCCCCGCACCUCGUGGUUAAAGCUGAGCACGAGGAGAGCUGCAGCAGCGGACCGGUUCCAGGAGUGACUGGACUAGGUUACUCAGGAGGAGGGAGCUCCGGGUGGGGGGGAGGAAGAGGAGCAGGAGCUCAGUGGGACCGAGGUGCCAACCUGAAGGAGUACUACGCCAAGAGAGACGAACAGGAAGCACAGGCGACUCUGGAGUCGGAGGAGGUGGACCUGAACGCUAAUCUUCACGGGAACUGGACCCUGGAGAACGCCAAGGCCCGUCUGAACCAGUUCUUCCAGAAGGAGAAAACCAGUGCUGAGUAUAAAUACAGCCAAGUGGGACCGGACCACAACAGGAGCUUCAUCGCAGAGAUGCAGCUGUUUGUGAAACAGCUCGGCAGAAGAAUCACGGCUCGAGAACACGGCUCCAACAAGAAGCUGGCGGCUCAGUCUUGCGCUCUGUCUCUGAUCCGACAGCUGUAUCAUCUGGGCGUCGUGGAGGCGUACUCCGGAGUCACUAAGAAGAAGGAAGGAGAAACUUUGGCGCCGUAUGACGUCAAUGUGUCUCCAGAACUUCAGCAGCAGCUGGCCAGUGUCGUCCAGGAGCUCGGAGUCCUCAUCCCGCCGCCACCUGCAGACCCCAGCUACCCCGUGUCUCUGGUUCAGGGGAAGAUGGCGACUUUCGAGCCGUCGCAGCGGCAAAUCGGAGCCGGUGUUGUUCCCUGGUCGCCACCUCAGGUCAACUGGAACCCCUGGACCAGCAGCAACAUCGACGAAGGACCGCUGGCAUUUUGCACGCCGGAGCAGAUCAGUGGCGAGCUGCAUGACGAGCUGAUGUACCAACUGAAACAGGACGAGAACCUGCACCAGAUCCUGCUGCAGCGCGAGCAGCUGCCCGUCAAACAGUUCGAGAAGGAGAUCAUGGACGCCAUCGCCGACAACCCCGUGGUGAUCAUCAGAGGAGCGACGGGCUGCGGGAAAACCACUCAGGUUCCUCAGUACAUCCUGGACCGCUUCAUCAAGGGAGCCCGAGCGUCCGACUGCAACAUCGUGGUCACCCAGCCCAGACGAAUCAGCGCCGUGUCUGUGGCAGAGAGAGUCGCCUUUGAGCGAGGGGAGGAUCUGGGGAAGAGCUGCGGCUACAGUGUCCGCUUCGAGUCCGUCCUCCCCCGACCUCACGCCAGUGUCCUCUUCUGCACCGUUGGUGUUCUGCUGCGGAAGCUCGAAGCUGGAAUCAGAGGCAUCAGUCACGUGAUCGUUGAUGAGAUCCACGAGCGAGACAUCAACACGGACUUCCUGUUGGUGGUCCUCAGAGACGUGGUCCAGGCCUACCCACAGGUCCGUGUUAUCCUCAUGUCGGCCACCAUCGACACCACCAUGUUCAGAGAGUACUUCUUCAACUGUCCCAUCAUCGAGGUGUUCGGACGAACUUUCGCUGUUCAAGAGUAUUUCCUGGAAGAUUGUAUCCAGAUGACGAACUUCGUUCCUCCACCGUUGGACAGAAAGAAGAAAGAUAAAGACGAAGAGGGAGGAGACGACGAUACCAACUGUAAUGUGAUCUGUGGACCUGAGUACACUGCGGAGACGAAGCAUUCGAUGGCUCAAAUUAACGAGAAGGAGACGUCCUUCGAGCUGGUGGAAGCUCUGCUCAAGUACAUCGAGACGCUGCAGGUGAGCGGAGCCGUGCUCGUCUUCCUGCCCGGCUGGAACCUCAUCUACUCCAUGCAGAGACACCUGGAGUCCAACCCGCACUUUGGUAGUAAUCGGUACCGAAUCCUGCCGCUCCACUCUCAGAUCCCCCGAGAGGAGCAGAGGAGGGUGUUUGACCCGGUUCCUGACGACAUUACGAAGGUGAUUCUGUCCACAAACAUCGCAGAGACGAGUAUCACCAUCAAUGAUGUCGUCUACGUCAUUGACUCCUGCAAACAGAAGGUGAAGCUCUUCACCUCCCACAACAACAUGACCAACUACGCCACCGUCUGGGCGUCCAAGACCAACCUGGAGCAGAGGAAAGGUCGGGCCGGUCGAGUUCGACCCGGGUUCUGCUUCCAUCUCUGCAGCCACGCUCGGUUCGACAGGCUCGAGACUCACAUGACGCCAGAGAUCUUCAGGACGCCACUGCAUGAAGUCGCUCUGAGCAUCAAACUGCUGAGACUCGGAGCCAUCGGACACUUCCUGUCCAAGGCCAUCGAGCCGCCGCCGCUGGAUGCCGUCAUCGAGGCCGAACACACUCUGAAAGAGCUGGAUGCUCUGGACGUUAAUGACGAGCUGACUCCUCUGGGACGGAUUCUGGCUCGACUCCCCAUCGAACCUCGUCUGGGGAAGAUGAUGAUCAUGGGCUGCAUCUUUCACGUUGGUGACGCGAUGUGCACCAUCUCAGCUGCUUCCUGUUUCCAGGAGCCGUUCAUCAGCGAGGGGAAGCGUCUCGGCUUCGUCCACAGAAACUUCACGGGCAGUCGUUUCUCUGAUCACGUGGCGCUGCUGUCGGUGUUCCAGGCGUGGGACGACGUCCGGAUUAACGGCGAGGAGGCAGAGACUCGUUUCUGUGAACACAAACGUCUGAACAUGUCGACUCUGAGGAUGACCUGGGAGGCUAAAGUCCAGCUGAAGGAGAUCCUGGUCAACUCUGGAUUCCCUGAAGAGUCUCUGCUGACGCAGAUGUUCAACACGGUCGGACCGGACAACAACCUGGACGUGGUCAUUUCUCUGCUGACCUUCGGCUCGUACCCCAACGUCUGUUACCACAAAGAGAAGAGGAAGAUCCUGACCACCGAGGGGCGCAACGCCCUCAUCCACAAAUCCUCUGUCAACUGUCCGUUCAGCAGCCACGACAUGACCUACCCCUCGCCGUUCUUCGUCUUCAGCGAGAAGAUUCGAACCAGAGCGAUCUCGGCUAAAGGGAUGACUCUGGUCAGUCCACUGCAGCUGCUGCUGUUCGCCUGCAAGAAGAUCAGCUCCGACGGAGAAAUCGUGGAACUGGACGACUGGAUCAAACUGAGGAUCCCUCAUGAGGUGGGAGGAGCCAUCGUGGCCCUGCGCGCUGCUCUGGAGGCGCUGGUGGUGGAAGUGACCAAAGAACCAGAAUUCAUCAGACAGAUGGAUCAGAGCAACGAGAAGCUGAUCAACGUCAUCAGACACGUGUCCAAACCCACCGCCGCUGGACUCAACCUGAUGAGCAACACACACAGGAUGGGAGACGGUCCUCGACCUCCAAAGAUGGGACGCUUCGAUGGAGGAGGCGGAGGAGGAGGCGGCUACAGGGGGGGAGGAUACGCAGGGGGAGGAGGGGGUUACAGAGGUGGGGAGGAUGGAGGUGGGGGUUACGGAGGAGGAGCAGGAGCAGGAGGAUACAGGGAGGUGGUGGAUAUGCAGGGGGUGGAUACAGAGGGGAGGAGGGGAUACCGGGGUGGGGGAUACGGAGGGGAGGAGGGGGUACAGGGAGGUGGUGGAUAUGGGGGAGGAGGGGGUUAUAGAGGAGGAGGAGGAGGAGGAGGGUACAGAGGAGGUUAUUAAAGUCCUGACAUCUCAGUGACAUCAUCUCAGUGACAUCAUCUCAGUGACAUCAUCUCAGUGACAUCAUUGGUGAUGAUGAUAGUCAGGAACCAGGUAGGAAUCUUUUUUCCUGAGCUUCUUCUAUCAGCUGUUAGAAUCAAUGUUGUUAGUUGAAGAGAUUUGAUGAUGUCGACCGUCAGUCAGGAACAUGUAGAAUCUGUAGAACACGUUUGUGUUUCUUGUGUUUCUUGUUAAAAGUCGAGCUUCUGUUUGAUCUCUCCGUGUCCGUUUGGUGAAUCGUGUUUGAUUUAUGAUAAUUUGUUGGAAACGUCAAUAAAUAUUUAACAUGUGAA
Molecule: messenger RNA, 4325 nt
Organism: Hippoglossus stenolepis (Pacific halibut)
Lineage: Eukaryota; Metazoa; Chordata; Actinopteri; Pleuronectiformes; Pleuronectidae
Gene: dhx9
Product: DEAH (Asp-Glu-Ala-His) box helicase 9
Biological process (GO): positive regulation of transcription by RNA polymerase II; regulation of mRNA processing
Cellular component (GO): ribonucleoprotein complex; intracellular anatomical structure; nucleolus
Molecular function (GO): ATP binding; double-stranded RNA binding; 3'-5' DNA/RNA helicase activity
Source: RefSeq, a predicted model, not a curated record